This is a messenger RNA of Daktulosphaira vitifoliae (grape phylloxera), 3004 nucleotides long. RefSeq lists its product as uncharacterized. NCBI's taxonomy places the organism in Eukaryota, Metazoa, Arthropoda, Insecta, Hemiptera, Phylloxeridae. The transcript has 2 exons. The record is from RefSeq and is a predicted model, not a curated record. Bases 468 to 1796 code for a protein of 442 amino acids.
AUCCAAAGCGUGGAAUAACAAAAAUAAUAUUUUUGAAUACCUUGAUUUGUGUCAUCAAGUUUUAACAAAAAAAAAUGUAAAAUUUCCAGACAAUGAUGUUGUAGUAAGUACAUGCAGCAACCAUUACAUAAAAAAUGUUGUAAAGCAUGCAAAAACAAUUUUUAAUGAUGAAAGCAAGGCAUAUUAUGUAUCAAAAUGUGUUGGCCUCGUAUUUGAUAUGGAUAAUUAUGAAGAGAUAAAAAAUUGGUUCAGACUAUUAAGCAGAAUACUUCUUUCCAAAUAUGUAACACCUUUAUGUAAUAGUGCUAGGGCAGAAAUUAAUUUUCUUUUUAAAGGCAAACCCUCUAAAUGAAAAACCAUUUUAUGCUGAGUGUAAGAAAUCUGCUUUCUAUUAUGAUUUCAAAGAAAUAUUAGAUGCUGUUUACAUAGAAAUAUCCAAUACGGUUGAUGACCAGGGAAAAAAUGACAUGUAUUCUGAGACAUAUUUGUUACAUUUUCUCAUUGAGAAUAUACCCUACAUUCCACUAUGGAGUAGAGUGAUAACAGCAAAAAUUGGCUUGGAAAAACGUCAGAGCAACGCAACUGCAGAAAGUUGGUUUAAUAUCAUUAAAAAUCAUGUUCUAGGUAACCAAAGAAAAAUGAAAUGUGGAAGGUUUAUAGAAAAAACCAGUGCACGGGUAACUGCUAUUUGGAGCCGUUGUGGAUUGAUAAUUCCUAAAAAUGUGCUUGCAAUCAGACCUAAAAAUAAUGCUAAUAAUGAUGAUGAGUUGCACCUGAAUGAUAAAGAAUUCUGGCUUAAAAAAGGUAAAAAACCUUCUAAUCUUGUUAACUUGGGAACUAUUUUAAGACCACAAAAAAGUAUGAAUACAUUCAAAAAUACUAAAAGUAUAAGUGAAAAUGAUAAAACAAAUGAAGUGUUGAAUCGAAAGUUUGUUUCUGAGGUAAGUGUGCAAAAAGAUAUUGAACCUUCAGAGGACAUUGGUAAUGCUCAUUACAGUAGUAUAGAAAUUUUAAAUGUUGAUUGUAUAAACGAAACACUUGAUUUAGUUGAAAAAUAUAAAAACGAUGACACUAAUAAAGAUUCUUCUGUUAUAUCCUAUGGUCAUACUGUAGUAUGGGAGCCAUCUGGAGAUGAAUCACCAGUUGGGAAGUAUAAGAUGUACCGUACAAGUAAUUUAAUUAAAGAUGGAUUAUAUUAUAUGCAUGGUUAUCCAGGGUGUAAAAAUUACAUAGUUGCCAGAAUGUCUUUUGGAAAUGAGACGGUUGAAAUAUCUUCUGAAGACUUCAAACAUUUAGAUACUAAGGGCGAAAAUAAUGAACUUUGGUUAGAAAAUAAAGAAAUUUGGUGUUUGUUACAGAUUUGUCUAAAAAGAAGUGAACGAACUUGGGUCAAACAAAAACAACAGAUGCUGGGAUGUAUGAGUCCAGAUAUAUCGUACUAUAUGAUCAAUUUGGGAAAAAGAAUUGAACCUCCAAAUGAAAAUGGUAAAAUUGAAGAUCAAUUGAUGACAAAUAAAAUAAUUAUGAACAAAUUCAAUCCAAAUGAUUACAGAAAGAAAUUACAAAAUUUGAUUUUGAGUAAUUCGGAGUGUAUGAAAAACAAUUGUCUAAUCUGUGGUGUUGAUGAAGGUAGUUUUAACGAGAAAAGCAAAAAGAUUGACAAAAGAAGUGGAGAAAUGGUACAAUGUGAGUCUUGUACUCGAUGGUUACAUAUCAAUUGUUUACCGAAAAAAGAUCCAUUGCCUGACAAUGAUAUCAAGUGGAUCUGUGGACUUUGUUCUGCAAAUGGUAUUUAAUUAUAUUGUCACAGAAUUUCUGAUUGGGAAAGAAAUCUGUGUGUGUUAGUUGUUAACUUAUUAGUGCUACAAUUUAAUCUUAUAAUUAUUUUUCGUUUUCAUCUUCACUAAAUUCCAUCGACUCAUUAAACAUCUGAUCUUUUAUGAUAGUAUAUACUAUUCCAAGACUAGUGUUAGAAAUGACUGUGUGGUGCUAUUUAAUGGUUGCUGUACAUUUCUAUUUUUUAAGUUUUGACUCUUUUAAUGAAAAUUGACAUAAAAAAAAGCAGCUUAAAAUUUAAAAUGCUCAUUCGGCGAAUUUUAUGAUAUACACCCCCUUUUCAUAUAAACAUUAGUUAGACGGGCCACUGGAAAGCACUAAUUUGUUAAUAAUGAACAUGAUGUAGACUGCCCAAUGGUGAGUACAUUACAUAGUGGAGUUUCUGAUCAGAAAAGAAAUCCACGCUAAAGCCUUUAGGGAAAGGCUUAAGCUCUUUAGGGAAAGGCGUUCACGUCUUUAGGGAAAGACGUCCUUAUUAGAUACUCGUUAUCUGAUGGGGUAACUCUGCCAAAGCUGGUCCCAAGCCCAGUCGAAAAAAGAGGAGGGAACCAUCAGAUAUAUUUUCAUAUUGUAUUUAAAUAAAUAGUUUUUACUUAAAUUAAUAAUAUUACAUUUAUAAGUUCAAUAAAUGACUAAUAUUUUAAUAUAGAAUUAUGAAUUUUAUCUAAAUAUUAAAUAAAUUAUUAAGUUUAAAAUUGACUUAUACAAUAAACAAACUAAUUUUUUUGUAUUGAUAUAGUAAACAUGUUUGUAAAAUUUUCUAUUAGAAAAACUUAAUUUCGCAGAGUACAAGUGAUGGGUUUAUUGCCCCCUAUAAUGAUUUCUACAUCAUAUAUUAAUACAUGCCAAUGUGUAUUUGUACAUAUCGGUUUAUAGGAUUUCAAUAUUUCUGAAAUAUUGAUAGUUUCUUUGGGAGAGGGUUAUUGCAUUGUUUGUAUCCUUUAUAAAUACUUUUUCUAAUAGGAAAUUUUGAUCAAUGUCUUGACACGACUUAAGGAAUUGAUCCUAAGUGUAUUUGAAUGUAUAAAUACUUGUGAGUAUUGAUAUUUCUUAUAUAAAUGUUAUAUUUUGUUUAGAGUGGAAGUUGUGUUAUAUGGGAUCCUUUCAAUUGUAUACAUUUUUAUAUAGUUUUAUAAUGUAUUAAAUUGUUGUAUAUGUUAUAAAUAUU